This is a messenger RNA of Neltuma alba, 1065 nucleotides long. RefSeq names its product cation/H(+) antiporter 4-like. Bases 1 to 1065 code for a protein of 354 amino acids. NCBI's taxonomy places the organism in Eukaryota, Viridiplantae, Streptophyta, Magnoliopsida, Fabales, Fabaceae. The transcript has a single exon. Gene Ontology annotation, cellular component: endomembrane system; membrane. The record is from RefSeq and is a predicted model, not a curated record. Gene Ontology annotation, molecular function: antiporter activity. Gene Ontology annotation, biological process: proton transmembrane transport; regulation of pH.
AUGACUAAUCCGCAGAUAGGCUUAAUCCUGGGAAAUGCCUUCGGCAAAACUGGUGAGAAGAUUUUGUUCCCCUUUGAUUCGCAAGAAACCUUGGGAUUAAUCUCAGUGUUUGGUUACAUCAUGUUCCUCUUCUAUAUUGGAGUCAAGACGGACAUAAGCGUGGUUCAUAAAACAGGAAGGAAGGCCAUGAAUGUCGGAGCUGUUGCCAUAUUGGCUCCGUUUGCCUGCGGCAUGCUGGCCCAAUAUUACGUGUCCUCAAAAUUCUUGGAACCCAAUCAGUAUGCAAAGCUCCCAUUCAUCAUUAUCAUAUGUUCUAUCGCGCCCUUCCCAGUCAUAUCCUCCGUGCUGAGUGAUCUGAAGAUCUUGAAUUCGGAGUUGGGACGAGUAGGGCUGUCGUCAGCAUUAGUGAGCGAGACGCUUGGUAUAUCAUUGUCCUUCGUGGUUAGCUUCUGCAACAACAUGAUGGUCGUAGGAAAACUGAGAGCCUUGGCAGAUAUGGGAGCUGCCGUGUUGUUCAUUCUUUUUCUCGUGUUCAUCCUUCGCCCCUCAAUGUUUUGGAUCAUAAGAAGGACACCGGACGGAUGUCCGGUUAAUGAUCAUUACGUUUAUUGCAUACUUAUAGUGGCUCUGUUAUCAUCCUACGCCUCCCAUCAUUUCAAUUUCUUGGCUCUCUUUUGGCCUUAUAUCCUGGGUUUGGCCAUCCCUGAAGGGCCUCCACUGGGGACUGCCAUUAUCAAGAAGCUCGACGCCUUUGUGACUGGUGUUUUGAUGCCGCUCUUCGUGACUACAUGCGCAGUGAGGGUGGAUCUCCAGCAAUUCAUGAACUGUAGGAGGCCGGAUGGAAAACUUGACACCUUCAUGCUACAAGUGUUCCUCCUCGUUGUUAUAACUCUCCUUGCCAAAUUGGUUUCCUGCUUCUUGUUUGCCUUGUACUGUAAAAUGCCCUGGAAAGACGCCAUGACUCUCUCACUCACUAUGAGCUGUAAGGGCAUUGUCGAAAUGGCCACAUGCUCCUUCAUCAGAGACAUCAUGGUGCGUAACUUAUUCUGCCUGGUUGAUUCCUGA